UCGAUUAUUUGAGAUCCUAAUAAAAUCACAAAAUCAAACAAAUUAUGAUAUUCGUAAAAAGUACUUUUGAUAUGCUCUUGUUCUACCAUUUUCCACAAUUGCAGAUAAGAUGUAUUAUUUAACAUCUUUGACGUACAGUACACGAGGGGCUUGCCAGUCAGGCUGUAAAAAUGAAUGCUCUUACUACUCAAAACGUAUCUACAUUAACAAAACUAGUAAAAUGCGUGAACGCCUAUUCAAAAAGACUGUCCUCACAUUUCAUUUACUUUCCUGAUAAUGAAGCACCACUGGAAGGAGAAACAAGCAAAAUGAAUAUGAUGCAGGCCAUCAACAAUGCUAUGGACCUCACACUAAAAAAUGAUCCAACUGCAGUACUGUUUGGUGAAGAUGUUGCAUUUGGAGGUGUCUUCAGAUGUGCUUUAGGUUUGCAAGAAAAGUAUGGCAAGGAUCGUGUGUUCAACACUCCAUUGUGUGAACAAGGAAUAGCAGGCUUCGGGAUAGGUGUGGCUACUGCUGGUGCUACAGCGAUUGCAGAAAUACAAUUUGCAGAUUAUAUAUUUCCAGCAUUUGAUCAGCUAGUAAAUGAAGCUGCAAAGGCUCGGUACCGUUCUGGGGGUCAAUUCCCAUGCGGGGGUCUGACAGUGCGUGCGCCUUGCAGUGCUGUGGGUCACGGCGGGCUGUACCACUCUCAGAGCCCUGAAGCAUACUUUGCACAUACACCCGGACUUAAGGUAGUUAUACCCCGUGGUCCCAUCACUGCUAAAGGUCUGUUGUUGUCGUGCGUCCGCGAUCGCGACCCUUGUUUGUUCCUGGAGCCGAAGAUAUUGUACCGUUCUGCUAACGAAAUGGUACCAGUCGAUGAUUAUACACUGCCCAUAGGGAAGGCACAAGUACUCAGAGAAGGCGAUGCGGCUACUCUGAUCGCGUGGGGUACACAAGUCCACGUACUGUUAGAAGUCGCACAGAUGGCAAAAGAGAAACUGAAUGUCAAUGUGGAAGUCAUUGAUCUAAUGUCGAUUCUGCCCUGGGACGAAGAAACCGUCUGCAAUUCAGUGAAAAAAACAGGUCGGUGCCUUAUAUCUCACGAAGCACCUCUCACUUCAGGCUUCGGAGCUGAACUCGCGGCCACCAUUCAGGAAGAGUGUUUUCUGCACCUGGAAGCACCGGUAAGUCGGGUGACAGGAUGGGAUUCGCCUUUCCCACACGUUUUUGAACCUCUCUAUCUGCCGACCAAAUGGCGAUGUUUGGAUCAACUUGAAAAACUGCUUCGCUAUUGAUCUACAGUUGGCAAUUAGCUCCUAUAUUACCUAUCUCCAUAUGGUUUAACUAAUAAAAGUGAAAACUAUGUUUCCCGAAAUACGGUUACAUAGAAUGGGAGUCAUUAAAAUUCUGAUAGUUUUAGAUUGCGAUAGGUAAUAGUUUAAGAUAUGGUCUACAAAAUGCCAUUAUUUGCCUACAUUUCCAUAAAUUAUUUUGUUAGCCGUUUGUUGUUAGUUGAUUAAGAUUAAAUGAAUUUUGGUUU
Messenger RNA from Diatraea saccharalis (sugarcane borer), 1522 nucleotides. Lineage: Eukaryota; Metazoa; Arthropoda; Insecta; Lepidoptera; Crambidae. The record is from the annotation of a GenBank genome assembly.